Boleophthalmus pectinirostris (great blue-spotted mudskipper) is the source of this 2009-nucleotide messenger RNA. RefSeq names its product serine/threonine-protein phosphatase alpha-2 isoform-like. Gene Ontology annotation, cellular component: nucleus; cytoplasm. Lineage: Eukaryota; Metazoa; Chordata; Actinopteri; Gobiiformes; Gobiidae. Bases 359 to 1336 code for a protein of 325 amino acids. The transcript has 7 exons. The record is from RefSeq and is a predicted model, not a curated record. Gene Ontology annotation, molecular function: protein serine/threonine phosphatase activity.
UUGCAAACGAGUGAGAGCAGCCGCUAACCGUUGCUGAAGCUAGGUUCUUUUUGUCGAUGGCGUGGUGCUAGUUGCUACGCAGACACCGAUUUGGUACAAGAAAUCGUUUGGUUUCGAGAGUUGUAGCUUUCAGCAUUGGUCUAGUCGAUUAGUGACAUUUUUAAGUACAUGUUAGUCAACAAACAUUUAACAGUCCUUGACCCAGCCUCAGUUUUGAGGUUGCCAUUUUUGUCCCAAGGUUAGCUAGCUAGCUGACCAUCGAUAGCCGAUUAACGCACUAACUAGUUGAACGGCAACACGGAACGUAAUAGUUGAGUUUAUUCUUUAAAAAUCUCGUAAAAACGAUUACAACAAUAGCAUGGCAGAAGCUGAUAAACUAAACAUCGACUCCAUUAUACAGCGUCUGUUGGAAGUUAAAGGCUCAAGACCUGGAAAAAAUGUUCAGUUGACAGAAAAUGAAAUUCGAGGACUGUGUCUCAAAUCCAGAGAAAUCUUCCUCAGUCAGCCAAUCCUGCUUGAACUUGAGGCUCCUUUGAAGAUUUGUGGUGAUGUUCAUGGGCAGUACUAUGAUCUGCUUAGGCUCUUUGAAUAUGGGGGCUUUCCACCUGAGAGCAACUACCUGUUUCUUGGUGACUAUGUAGACAGAGGCAAGCAGUCCCUGGAGACUAUCUGCCUGUUGUUGGCUUACAAGAUCAAAUACCCUGAGAACUUUUUCCUGCUCAGAGGGAACCAUGAAUGCGCAUCUAUCAACAGAAUAUAUGGGUUCUAUGAUGAAUGUAAGAGGCGAUAUAACAUAAAGCUGUGGAAGACCUUCACUGACUGCUUCAACUGUUUGCCUGUAGCGGCCAUUGUUGAUGAGAAGAUCUUCUGCUGCCAUGGAGGCCUGUCCCCUGAUCUUCAGUCUAUGGAGCAGGUGCGGAGAGUCAUGCGUCCCACCGAUGUGCCUGACCAAGGCCUGCUGUGUGACCUGCUCUGGGCCGAUCCAGACAAAGAUGUUCUGGGCUGGGGCGAGAACGAUCGCGGAGUAUCCUUCACUUUUGGAGCUGAUGUCGUCACAAAGUUCCUCCACAAACACGACAUGGACCUCAUCUGCCGGGCUCAUCAGGUUGUUGAGGACGGAUAUGAAUUCUUUGCAAAGAGGCAGCUGGUGACGCUGUUCUCUGCCCCAAACUACUGCGGAGAGUUUGACAACGCAGGGGCCAUGAUGAGUGUAGAUGAGACACUCAUGUGCUCAUUCCAGAUUCUUAAACCUGCAGACAAAAAGCUGUUCUAUGGGAGUGGUGGAGGCAUGGGCUCUGGGCGCCCAGUCACUCCUCCAAGGAAAGCUAAGAAAUGACACCAGUAGUUUGCCCACAACCUUGACCCAUCCCUCUUGUCCUCUCUACCUCUAUCUCCUUUUUUCACCAAACAGCCAGAAAUCAAACCUAUACCCAGGGCUUUUUCUUUUUUAUCUGUACUUCUUAAAACAUGUAAUGUUACAAGUGGUCUGAAUGUGAGUGUGUGCGCGUGCAGAUAACAGUGGUCUGCCAGUGAGCUUACAAAUCAUGUGUGCACAUGUACAUUUUGUGUGAGAGCAUUAGAGAAUUUAUACUUUCCCUGUUAUACCACUCUUCCUGUGGAAAGGCUGAAACCACAUGCGUCUGUGUAGUAAUUGUGACUGAAAGGCAGGCUUUGAGAAACAUUGGGAGAUUGAAAACCUGCCUGCAGAAUGUGUGAGUGUAAUAAAGGAGGGGAAGUCUUUUGUUUUCCCUGUCCUCUGUACUGUAAAAUCUCUAACACGAGUGUGCAUGUGUGCACUGGGGGCAUGCUCAGUUUUUGCCCAAUCUAGUCCCACAGAGGACAGACCUGUGCCCCCACACACAUGUACACUACACUUCAGAUUCAUAUGAGCCAGAGCUGUUAAAACAUACAGUUUAGGUUUGUACAGAUUUGAUUACUUGAAAGAGAUUUUUUGUGAAUUCGUUUUGUAGUCUUUCAUCAAGUUGACCAAUAAAGCGAGAAUCAAGUGA